Fragaria vesca subsp. vesca is the source of this 597-nucleotide messenger RNA. Its product is annotated as F-box protein At3g07870-like. The record is from RefSeq and is a predicted model, not a curated record. Bases 1 to 597 code for a protein of 198 amino acids. The transcript has a single exon. NCBI's taxonomy places the organism in Eukaryota, Viridiplantae, Streptophyta, Magnoliopsida, Rosales, Rosaceae.
AUGAAUCUUCCUGAAGAUCUAAAGGUCAAGUACUGCCUAGAAGUCGUGGGUUCCUGCAACGGACUCCUCUGCCUAAAUGAUCUAGGGCGCCGUUUUUACAUAUCCAAUCCCAUUACUGGUGAGUCACUGCUUCUUCCUGAGCCUGUUAAAAAUGAGAAAAUUGUUAUUCCAUAUGUCUCAGGUUUUGGAUUUAGUCCCAUCAAUGAUGUCUAUACAGUGUUGCUUAUCUAUACAAUCCAAGGAUCUGAUGUAGGGGAGGUGAUGGUUUUGAGUCUUGGCUCUUCUGGUUUAUGGAGAAGCGUUGGAAGUUCUGUAUACCCUAAGCGGGAAAGCCAACCAUAUAUGACUCAUCUGAAUGGACGUCUUCAUUGGUCUGUUAAGAGUAAUGGUUCACUUUUGAUAUGUUCCUUUGAUCUUGAAACCGAGAAGUUGCAAGAGUCACCACCAUUUUCUAUGGAACAAGCUAAUUCUAAGUUCGUGACCCUUGGAGUUUUGGGAGGUUGUCUCUGCUUAAUGGGUUGGAAUGGUGACAAUGUUUCUUGUAGUACUUGGGUGAUGAAAGAUUAUGGUGGAGGGGUCUUGGACGAAAGAGUAUGA